Messenger RNA from Cylicocyclus nassatus, 495 nucleotides. The record is from the annotation of a GenBank genome assembly. NCBI's taxonomy places the organism in Eukaryota, Metazoa, Nematoda, Chromadorea, Rhabditida, Strongylidae.
AUGCUGGAGAAUCUACUGCCGCAGACCGGGACUAUCAUUAAUUCCUUGUACCACCUGAGCCGGGAUGUCCCACUCUAUCCAGAGAAUUACAUCCAAGCGCUAAGUUAUUGGCAGAGCAGUUAUGGUGAUGAGCCCAAGGAGCCACACGUUAGUCGUGCAGAGCACCAGGACCUUGAGCAGCACUUCAUGGCCACAGCACCCGCGCAGGUCAUCAGCGCGAAGAAGCAGGAAAAAUCCGUUUUUAACCACGAACGGCAACCCAUAGAGUUUGGAAGCCCGCCAUCAUCGUUAUCACCGCCGCUACAGGCUCAGACAUGCGACAUCCUGUUUCAGCCACCUCCUACUGGUUACUACAGACGUAACACCAAGAAAUCGCGCGCGAGUGCGCCGAGCCCGCAGUUGUACCAUCCGGUUGCGCGGGAGGCAGGACUAGCGUCCAUUCAACCACCAUCGCACUUCGCGCAGGAGGGAGAGCUGUUUGAGGACAAAGAUUAG